CUCUCUCUCUCUACAUCUUCCCACCACACAAUUCAAAAGUAACAACAGCGAACGAUGGCCCCCAAACACCGCCAGAAGAAACCCGGCAACGGCCUGCCUCGCGGCCAAAAGCCGAUGGUAAACGCGCGACCCAGCUCAGACCCUGCUGCCGCGAACGCGAUGUCAUCGCACAUCCGACCCGCGGGCCAAAAAGACGGGUUGACGCGCAAGACGCGGAAGCAGGCGCGGACACAUGGGCCGCUGGGGAACGUGCGGGUGGAUAAGAAGGCGCAGGCGGUGCGGAAUAAGGCUGUGCGGGACGCGAAGGCGUUGUUGAAGAGCGGGAAGAAUCUUGCGCAGGAGAUGCAGUUGAACACCGCGCUGAAGCCGGCGGGGAUCGUGCACAAGCGGGGAAAGAAGGGGAAGGUGUUUGCGGAGGAUAAGGAUACGAUGCAGAAGCUUGUGAGUGUGGUUACGGCGCGGAUGGAUCAGGUGCAUGCGACGAAGAUCGAGCGCGCGAAGGAGCUGGAGGCGAUCAGAGAGGCGAAGCGCAAGGAGAUCGAGAAGAGAGAGCAGGCGAAGGUCGACAAGCUCGAGCAGAAGAAGAAGGAUAUCAAGAAGGCGAAACGGAAGGGCAAGUCGGUCGACGGAGGAGAUGAUCUGUCGGUGUUUGACAGUCCUAGCGAGAAGCCUGCCAAGGGCGCAAAGCGGAGGGUCAGAUUUGCUGAAGAUUGAAUAUCUCGUGCUUGAUUUUCGUAUUCAUUUUCUUGGUAUUUCGGGCGUUUAGGGAUUCAUCAAAAGUUGAUUUGUAUCUUUAUGUAUUUCAUACGGCUGCACAGAGCGAGAGCAUUCAUUAUAUUAAAACACUUGUUUGUAGACAAUCCAUAUAAUCUAUUACCAGUCCCUCUACAACUUACAGCUUCGCCUUGACCGGCAGCUCAGUGCUAAACAACGCAGCCAUAUCAUCCAACGCCUUUCCGAUCUGGUUAGCCAUCCCCGGCGAAUCCUUCUUCUUCGACACAACGUUGAACUGCAGCGAGUUCUUGUUGAUCAUGUACGC
This is a messenger RNA of Myxozyma melibiosi, 1039 nucleotides long. RefSeq lists its product as uncharacterized. The record is from RefSeq and is a predicted model, not a curated record. Gene Ontology annotation, biological process: intracellular mRNA localization; ribosomal large subunit biogenesis. NCBI's taxonomy places the organism in Eukaryota, Fungi, Ascomycota, Lipomycetes, Lipomycetales, Lipomycetaceae. Gene Ontology annotation, molecular function: mRNA binding. Bases 55 to 714 code for a protein of 219 amino acids. The transcript has a single exon. Gene Ontology annotation, cellular component: preribosome, large subunit precursor; nucleolus.